Messenger RNA from Sarcophilus harrisii (Tasmanian devil), 2374 nucleotides. Its product is annotated as sialic acid-binding Ig-like lectin 14. NCBI's taxonomy places the organism in Eukaryota, Metazoa, Chordata, Mammalia, Dasyuromorphia, Dasyuridae. The transcript has 9 exons. The record is from RefSeq and is a predicted model, not a curated record. Bases 108 to 1760 code for a protein of 550 amino acids.
AGGAGCUUCCUCUUUGCCCUGAACCUGACACAGACGGGCAGAGGGAGCCAUGGUGUUGGCAGAGUGACACAGUGCCCCACAGAGCCCGGCUCUCUCCUGUCUCCUGGAUGCUGUCACUGCUGCUGCUGCUGCCCCUGCUCUGGGAGGGUUCCCUGUCCCAGACACUGCAGAUGCAGCGCUCGGUGACCGUACAGGAGGCGAUGUGUGUCCAAGUUCCCUGCACCUUUGAGUCCUCUGAACUCCAAGACUAUGCACCCAGACCUGUUUAUGGCUACUGGUUCAGAGAAGGGGUUCCUUUUAAAAACGGCCAUCUUGUGGCCACAAAUGACCCAUACCGUUGGGCGCAGGAGAAAGACUGGGGCAGAUUUUCUCUUCUUGGGGACCCAAGACUGCUCAAUUGCUCUCUGAGCAUCACGGACCCCAAGCUCUCAGACACUGGGGAAUACUUCUUCCGUUUGGAAAGAGGACAACUCAAGUUCAGUUUCAUAAUGUAUCCCCUUUAUGUGAAUGUGACAGACUUGACCCAAAAACCAGACAUCUACGUUCCAGAGAAGCUAGAGUCGGGGAAAGAAGUGACUCUGAAUUGUUCAGUCCCUUGGGUCUGUGAAAAUAAUAAGAUCAGAUUCUCCUGGAUGGGGGAUGCCCUCCCCUCCCAGAAAAUAGUGCCUCGUUCUUCCCCCUACUCAGAGGUCUCCUUCACUCCUGGGCACCAGCAUCAUGGCUCCAACCUCACCUGUCAGCUGACCUUUAUUGGACACCAAUUGAGGAUAGAGAGAACCGUCCAACUCAAUGUGUCCUAUCCUGUGCAGAAUGUGACCAUCUCCAUCGCCCAGGACAACAAUACAACAGCUUUUUUCCCCACAGGAAACAGCUCACUUGUUGUGGUGAAGGAGGGAGAGUCCCUUCACCUGCUCUGUGCUGCCAACAGCAAUCCCCCAGCUACCCUGAGCUGGAUUCUGAGGAACCAAACCCUGGUCUCUUCUCAGCCCUCAGAUAAUGGAGUCCUCUACCUGGAGCUGCCCCACAUGGGACCAGCAGAUGGGGGGGAAUAUACCUGCCUUGCUCAGCAUCCUCUGGGCUCCAAGGAGGUCUCCCUGAGCCUCUCUGUGCAAUAUGCCCCAAGGAUGCUCAGCCCUUCAUGCUUCUGGGCUGAGGAGAGGUUGAAUUGUACCUGUUCUGUCCAAGCAGAGCCAGCUCCUUCAGUGCGCUGGUGGAUAGGAGAGUGGAUUGAUCACAACAAUAACAGUGACAACUUCAGGGUGCUGUCUAUCAAGUCUGGGCCAUGGAUCAACAGCAGCUUGAUAAUGAAGAUGGACAGAGUCCCCAGUAUCACUAUUAGCUGUGAGGGGAUGAACACACAAGGAAAGCAAACUCUGCUCUUCCAGCUAGUGCCAGAUAGGACCAAUCUGUCUCAUGUUUUCCAAAGGGGUAUCAUCAUAGGUGUCCUCUGUGGAGCUGGUAUCUCAACGCUACUUAUCCUCUGCCUCCUUCUCCUAAUAAAGAUGCUCAGGAAGAAGUCAAUGACAGCAACACCUGCAGCAUCCAGGGGGGAAGCAGAGGAUCCCAAGAGGUCAUUCUGGGCAGGCCAGUCCCUCGAUCCCAUUUCACCAGCUGUAGACCCAAUCCCAAACCCAGCAGCUCCAGAUGAUGGACCAGAGGAGUUACAUUAUGUUAAUCUGAACUUCCAAUCAGUGAAAGCUAGAGAAGACCAUGGAUCUACUGACCCUCUCACUGAGUACUCAGAGAUUAAGUUCCAAUGAGCAACUAUUGAGGAUACAGCCUUGGUUCUACACUUGGACCCUAGGGAUAAAUUUUAUGGACACUAUAUCUCUAACCCUAUUUCUCCUAAGCCCCCAUGAGUGUACUUCCCAAUGAUAUUCAAAUGGCAUAACAAGAACAAUAAUUUCAAAGUAUUCCUCUCCAAAACUUGGGACCCAAUUUCUCAUCAAAUCACACAGUAUGUUGUAUGUACAUAUGUAUGUAUCUUUUGGGGCUGGUGGUGGAGAGUGAGUGCAAACUUUUGGUAAAUGAUAAUGAGAUACAAGUAGAGGGAACACAUGUAGCCAAAGCAAUUUAUAGUUCUGGAAUGCAGGGAAUCAAUGACAUUUGUCUUUUCUGAAAUAUCCUUGCAAAGUUCAAGGCUGAGCAUGGUAUCUGUGCUAGAUGGAUGACCCUGUUGCUAUCUAUGCUAGUCAAUCCACUGCUAGGCUGGAUCAAUCUAUUAUUGAAAUGUGUUAGCUCUUCACAGGGUAUAGAAUGUCAGCUGGGUGGGUCAGUCCAUUGGACUCACUUGGCUGAGCUUUUCUAUUAUUAUCAUUUUUUAUUGUUUUCUUUUUUUUUUUUGGUUACACAUGUACAUUUAAUUUUUUAAAAA